This is a messenger RNA of Linepithema humile (Argentine ant), 2968 nucleotides long. Lineage: Eukaryota; Metazoa; Arthropoda; Insecta; Hymenoptera; Formicidae. The record is from RefSeq and is a predicted model, not a curated record.
AUUAGCACAAAUGUGUUUAUAAUAUCAUUCUAAUGAAAUCAUUAUACUGAUUAAAAAAUUGCAAUGGAAUUUGUUGGCAAGAAUCAUCCGAGUAUACGAGAAGCGUUCGAACGGUUUUUCGAAACGAAACAGAUAGCAGAGCAAUACACCGAGCAAUCUUUGACGUAUUUGCACGCCGCUUUCCUGGCGACGGAAAAUGGAGAAAUGGAUUGCUCUCAACUGUACAAUGCUUUUCAAGACAUCCUCGACAUAAAAAUGUCACAAGAGAAAUUCCAAGUUGUCUUCAAGAAAAUAGACGUGAAACUCAAUGGCAAGGUGACGUGGGACGAAUUCAUUUCCCAUUUACUGAUAGAAUUUCGAGACGCAGACACCGGUCUGGGAUCGCAGAUAUUGGAAGAACCGCUGACGGAUCUACCGAAAUUGUCGAGAACACAUCAUCGCACUCCUGUUUGCAGAAUCGCAUUCUGCCCGGAAGUUUUGCCGGAUAGAAGCACGAGUUUUCGUAGAGGAUGUUACUUGACUGUUAGCCGAGAUGGGAUGAUCAACUACUGGUCGCUGGAUCUCGAGUACGAGCGCACUGUGCAAUCGAAGAAUCCGUACUUAAAAGUCCAAUCCACUGUUAUAACCGACAUGAUCGUGUUGCCGGACGUUGAGAUGGUAUGCACGAGUUCGACCGAGUGCGACUUGAGAUUUUACGACACGGCGGCGAAGAAGUUCGAUCUUCGCACAUUGAUAUCCAGUUUGGCGAACGCGGUCGUUUGCAUGCACUAUUACUUCAGCGCGAAGGAAGACUCUUGCAUCGUUCUCGGCGACACGAGUGGAUCCGUCAUAAUCCUGAGCUUUAAUCCCGCGGACAGAGGACCCUUCAAGCAGAGCACCACUCGCGACAUGACGGUUCUUCGCUACAACGACGUUAAGGUAUAAGGAUCAUCCUUGGUUCCACGAAAAAGCCACACGCUAGCGACGGGCGGGCCGGACUGUAUAGUUCGCGUUUGGAAUCCAUUUGUUCCCCGAAAGGUGAACGCCGUGCUUCCGGGACACCGUUCGACCAUCUGCGCGCUCGUCGUGACGGACACCGGCAAGCGUAUUUACUCCCUGUCGAAGGACAGAUGCAUAAAAGUGUGGGAUGUGCCAGCCCAAAACUGCAUUCAGACAUACAACAGAUUACCGAGAGAGCUGAGCGAACACACCCCGAUGUCUAUAGUGUUCAACACGCUGACUCGCACAAUGGUGAUUGCUAGCAUGAUGAUCGCCGUCCUCGUUUGCGAGCACGUGAUCAACGAGGAAACCUCAGACGGCUACACGCACGCCAAAGGCGUCAGCUGCGUUCUCUACAAUCGCCUCUUUCAAGUGAUCAUUUCCACCGGAUUCGAUUCGUGCAUCAUACGUUGGGAUCCUUGGACCGGACGCCUCUUACGGCUGAUAUCGCACGCCCACAGCGUCGUGCGACACGGGCAGCACAGCGACGUCGAGAUUACGGCGGCUUGCUUCGACGAGUCCGAGCAAUUUCUAGCGACCGGCGCCAGAGACGGAUCGCUGAAAAUAUGGAACUUCAAUACCGGCGACUGCGCACGCCAAUUGACAGUUGAUCAUCAAUGCGAAAUAACGAGCGUCGCGUGGUGCGAGAAUCGAAUCUUGUGCUGCGGCUGGAAUAAGCGCGUUACAGAAUUAACGGCUUUCGAGACCAACACGGGCAAAAAGCAUUGGACGACUAUUCACACCGACGAUAUUCUCUGCUCGGCGGCGAAACUUCCUCAACUUUUAGCCACCGGAACGUACAAUGGAGAGCUGAUUCUCUGGAGGCUGGAAACGGGUCAAGUUUUUAGAAAGCACCAAGUGAUUGACGUCAGUAAGAGAAAACUGACUCCGUGCGCGCAUCAAGAAUCAGCAUUGAGCGUGAUUCGCGUGAUCGCGGUGCGCGCGAUGAUCUUCCUAGCCGCGCGAGAAGUGAAACCGGACGUCGGCACGCUGCUGGUCGCCCUCGAUUCCGGCUUGGUGCAAGUGUGGACGCAUCAUCCGCCGACAGGAUUUUUAGGAGCCUUCUCGGUUGUCCACACGCUGGGCGACUGCGCCACGUCCUUGGCUACUGAUCGCGAAAAUCGAUUUCUCGCAACAGGCCACAGCGUGGGAUACGUAAAGGUCUGGCUGCUUUCCAAUUACAUGCUACCGGACCCGCCGAAAGUGUCCAUGCCGCUACUCAGAUUGGAAUUUCCGUUUCUGUGGAAGGACAGAGUAAGCGGGAGGGCGAAGAGGGCGAUACGAGGUCAAGCACUGCCGCUCCUGCUGACGUCUGUGCGCGCUCAUACGCAGGGAGUCACUUCUCUCCAGAUCGUUUCCAGCGCGCGAAUAAUAGUCAGCGGCAGUGCGGAUCGCACGGUACGUUUGUGGAGUCUCGGAGGCCGUUACAUAUCCACGUUGGGCACGUUUAGAGAGUGGACUCCGAUCUUGCCCGCUGUGCCUGUAGACAAGUAUUUCGAGGAUUAUAAACUUCCAGCAGAUGUCAAGGAAUUCGCUAGCUGCACCACUUUGAAGGUACUUCACGGCGGUGUGAGACAAGUGCAACUGGAGAUUGAGAAAGAGGAAAUUGAUGUCCCGAAAGAAAUUCCCGAAGAGGAGCGACGUGUGCUGUACGGCAAGCAAUUUGACAGUUCGCUGCUUGAAAAUUAUUACAAAUCACAAUCGCCUAGUAAAACAUAUCAGGAAUAUUUAAGGCUGGAUAAUAGUUUGCCUUAUAUACCGAUCUAUCUGCAUUUACCAACACAUUCCUUGAUAUCUAUAAAGGCGCAAAAAACACUCUUACUACAGAAAAUGGAACUCGCUAAAAAGGUGUAUUUAGGAAAAGCAAUGAAGCCACUGCGCUUACAUGUAACGGAUCAAACUAAGUCCACGAAAUCAAGUUUACUGCGCCGUUAACUUUUUAUAAUCAAAUUAAAAAAUUUGUACAAAAUACAAUAUUUGCUAUUGGUAA